Molecule: messenger RNA, 4434 nt
Organism: Hemibagrus wyckioides
Lineage: Eukaryota; Metazoa; Chordata; Actinopteri; Siluriformes; Bagridae
Gene: gpr101
Product: G protein-coupled receptor 101
Exons: 2
Coding region: 820-2100 (426 amino acids)
Biological process (GO): G protein-coupled receptor signaling pathway
Cellular component (GO): membrane
Molecular function (GO): G protein-coupled receptor activity
Source: RefSeq, a predicted model, not a curated record
UGAAAAGCAGCUAUGCAACUGCAUAUAGCGCAGGUGCAUGUUGCAGCCUAUAUAGGGAGCACUCACAGCCGGUUUUGCAGCCGAUGUGUGUUAUGAUUUAUCCGUUAUGAUGUAUCCGAUUUGAAUGAAAGAGAAAGGGAAGGAGAGAAAGAGAGAAAGCAUCGCUGACGGUGAUGAUCAGAGACGUGCGCUGCAUGCAAAAGCACAACGCGGCCAUUGAUUAUCACUAAAAUGAGAGCGUAGCGUCGCGAACGGAGCACAGCGCCGUCAAUGGGUCCGCUCUCGUCGGAGGACGCACGACUAAAAACAUACCCCAGCCUUGGAUAUGGCACUAAAGAUAUAGAGGAUUCAUCUCUUCUUAUGAAGGUGGCAGUGGCAAGGUAAAAAAAAAAAAGAAAGAAAGAAAGAAAGAAAAUAAUAAUUACACGGGUUUUUAAACGAUUUGGACAGCGACGAGAGCGACAGCUUCUUUGUGUCCAGAGAAUCCGCGCUUGGCUUAACAAUGGAAUUUGACAGCUGUGCUUUCCAGCUGUUUUGUCACCGCUGUGAAGGAGAAAAACGGCUUACAGAUUGACCAAAGUGGCAUUAGCUCAGUCAGCUGUGGGUACUCUAAGAUAUACCGAAGAAAUAUUAAGGAGAACAUGAAACAAGUAGCUGUCAUGAUGUGGCACUGUAUUCACUGGUGAUUUAUGCUCUAACAGAUCUGAUCUAAGAAUGUGAAGACUGAGACAGCAGAAAGCCUUGUACAGCUUGUCAGGUGAUGUUGCUGGGGUGUAAGAGGCCGCCACAUGCAUCAUCACCCACUUAAUCAGCAUCACCAUGCCCACAAUGCAGGAUCCUAGCAUGAAUUAUAACUUGAGUGCAGUGCCCUGGGACCCUGGUGCCUUCCAGCCACCCUCGCUGACAAACAGUGCUGUGAAGAUGGUGGCCAUAUCAGCUAUUGUGUGCAUGUCUCUCUUUGGCAAUGUGGUGGUACUGCUGGUGUUCCAGAGAAAGCCACAGCUGCUGCAUGUGGCCAAUCGCUUCGUGCUCAACCUGCUGCUGGCCGACCUGCUACAAACGGUGCUUGUCAUGCCAUUUGUUAUUGCUGCCACCGUACCUGAGGUUUGGCCACUGGACACCCGUCUGUGUCAAGCUCUGGUGGUGCUCAUGCACCUUUUUGCUUUCACUGGGGUAAACACUAUUAUUGUUGUGUCAGUGGAUCGCUACCUGGCCAUCAUCCACCCACUGUCAUAUCCAACACGCAUGACCCCUCACCUGGGCACUAACCUGAUUGCUCUUACCUGGUUGGUGAGCUUGCUGCAGAGCACCCCACCUCUCUAUGGCUGGGGAGCUAUCGAUUUCGACCGACACCAUAAUGCCUGCACCAUGGUGUGGUCCUCCAGCCACUCAUACUCAGCACUGGUGGCUACUCUUUCCUUUUGGCUGCCUGUGGCCAUCAUGCUUGGCUGCUACUGGAUGGUGUUUAGGGCAGCCCGGCGGCAGAAUGCUUUGGUGCACCCUGUUCAAACGAACCACCCUCCAGACUCAGGCUCCAGUCCCCACAGGCAGCAGCAACAGCCACAACAAGAAGGCUCCUUCUCAGCCACGAAUCCUGCCAGGAACAGACACCGACGCUUCCACUACCACUGCAAGGCAGCAAGGGUGGUUUUCGUCAUCAUGGCCUCCUAUGUGCUCAGUAUGGGCCCGUACAGUGUUUUGAGCACCAUUUCCAUACGUUCCCGCACUGCUGUGCCACCGUGGCUGGCCUCAUUGGCACUUGUCCUCUUUUUCCUACAGUGCUGCCUACACCCGUACAUCUACGGCUACAUGCACCGUAGUGUGCGCAAGGAGUUCUUGGCGCUGCUUUGUGGGCCACGAUGUGGACAGACCCGUCCAGGGCGAGGUUCGGCUGUGGACAGCUGCUUCACAGUGACAGAUGGGCGAUCAGCACAGAUGCAUAUCCCCAGCCACAUGACCCGCAUAUGUUCCCUCCAGACUUGGGAAGAAGGGACAACAUCAUCCUCACCUAUAGCCCGGAGGUCGAAGGAGAGCCACAAAGAGACAACGUCUGUGAGCGUGAGCUCCGAGAGAGAGCUUACUCUGCAUAGCACCAAGUGAAAUGACUGUUUUAUGUUUGUAAUAUUCUUGAGGCAGACGAAGACAUUAACUUGCAUGACAGGGUCAAAAGUAAUUAGUCCAGGUGACUAGGUUUAUGUCUUAAAUGUCUGACUGCUAAUCCAGUAGGUUUCAUCACUUUUAUCUUGAUAUAUUGCUAGACGUUUAAAAUGGCCUGAGUGACUGAAAAUCUUCAUAGACACUGACUGAGCGGUUAGUAGAUAUUAUUUGUCAGUUUCUUAAAAGUGAAAUUCAAAGGGUCAAAUACACAGAAAACUCAUUGUAUCUCUGAUAUUUCUAUUAGUACCUAAGUCGUUUAAGCUGGUGGACACACAUUGCAAAAAUGCUAUUCUAAUGUUCUUGAAGCAAGAAAUAGUUGAUAUAGUACUGAACUAUUAAGAAAUUAUAAGUUAAAUGUAGUAUAUUUUGUACUAUUUUUUGAUAUAGUAGGGAUUUACAUGUAUGUCAUUUGGUGAUGCUAUGUGCAAUAUUUGUAAGUUCAACCAAAACAAAUAUUUUGGGUCCAAAAAUGUGUCAGAGACAGAGAGAAGCUCUGACAUUUAAACAAUAGUGUGACAAAUCUUGCUGUGGUAUCUCAAAUGCAUGGGCGGAGAUAAACUUUCAUGAAAAAUAAAUGUUUUAUAAUAAUAAUAAUAACAACAAAAGCAGAUGGACAUCAAAAUUACAGGUGGGCAACAAGCAACAUUUUAACAAGGCAUUUAUUAACAAAAGUAAACAAUGCUUCAAGAUAGCUUUUACAAAUUUACACUUUACCUAGAAGGCUGGCUGUAUGUGGAGGUUGGUGUUUCUCAUGAGAGCAUUCAGCCUCUCGAGGUGUAGUACAGUGUGUAUAUUGUCUUACUUCUUGACCACUAUAAAUUCUUGCUUUGUUGGCUAUAGAGCAGUCUGCUGUUUAAAGCUGUAUAGUAUUACACUAGCCUUAGGAGAAACAGAAUUAAAUUGGUAUACCCACCAAAUGUUCAGAGGGAUGACAAUCCCCAUGGGCACUUCAUGUUCUGGAGGUGGACCACAGCAGGAAGAGCAACCUCUUUCACAUCUGUAUUCAGUUUUUCUUCCCCAUAAUACACUCAUAGGGCUGCACAAUAUAGUCAUAAUAUGUUCAGAUCUGGUUGCUUUACACUGAAACACUGUACAACAGAGGAAAUUAUUACCGACAUCAUGCCGUUAUUAUUUACAUAUCCCUCAGAUCCUGUUUUAAAGUCUCACAGCAUGAUUCAGGAGUGUGUUUAUUUGAACCUUGCAGAAGCCAGUAUCACAAUACUGAUUAACAAACAAUAUAUUGUGCAGUCCUACUUAACCAGUGACAAAGAGCAAUAUUUGUCAUGCUUAGCGAUGAAACUGGGAGAACAAAACACUGAUAGACUUUCACUACUGGCUAGUGAAGUAAAAACACUGGAAAUGUCCUCCCUUAUAGAAACAUUUAAAAAAAAAAACCUCAUCUAUAUUAGUUUUAUAAUCGUCUGACUUGACUGUCUCUAUUUGUAAAGUUUUAUAGCCUUAGGACACAUCUGUUAUUUCAUACACAACACAGUUAAUUGUGUCUGCUGGUUUGGUUGGUUCUUUUUUAUAUGCAUCGUCAACCAGAUUGUUAAGCUUACAGUAUGGAACAAUAGACAUGAAAUCUGGUUAAAGUUAGUACCUCCCAAGAAAAGAUGAUUUAAUCAAGCACCUGGUCUUGGGAACACCUUACAUUAUAUUUGUUUAUUUAUUUUCAUUUUACAAUGUACAACUUAAAAAUGUUGGGGAUGCGUCAAGCACAAACUCAGCCCAAAUGAACCUAAAUUCUAAAUGAAAUUGAAUAAACCUGGAAGUGUUAAAGCUAUCGAGAUUUAAUCUAUUACAAUUAUCAUCAUCAUCAUAGUCCCUGUUCAUCUAGACUGUUUUGAAUAUUUGAUUUGUUAAACCUGUAUGUGUUUUCAACAAGGUUAUCAGUCAUUUCCAUGUAAAUGCCAAGAUCUGCUGACUCGAUUCAACCACCCUUUGUUUUUCUGCAGGAACUCAAACGCUUAAUGAGUAAAUAAUUAAGAUCCUUAUAAUGCAAGGCAUUUUUGGUAAAACUUGUACUUCUAUUAAGAACAGAAUUGUUUUAAACCAUGUAGAUGAAUAUUGUAAUGAUUUAUAUUGUGUUUUAUUUUUGCUUCAUGAUGCAGGAAUCUUUAAGUAUACCUCACAUGACUUUCUGAAGCUCAGUAGCAGCCGUGAGCGUUCCAAUUAAAGUCCUUGAAGCAAAGCUUUCCGGGUAUUGAAUUCUUAUUGCUCUAAUGUCAAACUCUUGGUCAUUUAUUAAAUCAGUGCUUUGUUUUACAUGAAAUUCAG